AUGGGUUACGGAUACAUCAACGUUACUUCGUGCUUGGCCACUGGUAUUGCCCUCACAGCUGCGACUGUUGUUGUCGUCGCCCUUCGACUGGGUGUGGCAGGACGUCAAGCGAACGGGUCUAGAGAUGCGCGUUUCAGCAAGUAUCUCGACGACUUGUUUUGUCUCCUGGCUCUUCUCCCAACUAUUGGUAUUUCUACCGUUAUGAUCUAUGGUGCGGCUAAGGGAAUCAUUGGCGGUCAUAAUGACCCUAGCAAUGUUGAGGGCUGGAUCAACAGCACUACACCAGAACUGGUAAUUUUAGAGAAGUGUGUGUACAUGAUCUUCAUUAUGCAGCCGUUGGCUAUUGGUCUUACAAAACUCGCUUUCCUCUUUCUCUACCGUCGCAUAUUUACAUGGCCUAGCUUUCAGUGGACUUCUCUGGUCUUCGUUAUUCUCACUGUCGCUUUCACAAUCGCCUUCUUCCUUGGGUUCAUCUUCGACUGCCGCCUGAACUUCGCUGCCAACUGGGGUUCUCUGGCAAGCAUUACCGAGAAUUGUCCUUUUGGAUUUGAAGCGACUAUCGCGUUCACAGUCUUUGAUGCCUUUUUGGAUCUAUGCAUCCUACUUCUCCCACUUCCUUGGAUCUGGCGUCUACAAAUCCCUACUAUCCGCAAGAUCCAGUUGUGUGGUGUGUUCCUACUUGGAGGAUUCGCUGUUACUUCUGCAGUUGUUCGUAUGGUCAUCUGCAUCAAGCAGAACACACCCUCUGCUGCCCUCAAUCAGCAGUACAUCAUGGGUAUGCCCACCUACGACAUCAUUGGCAUAACCUCGCAUGGUCUUUUCUGGACUGUCGUUGAAACCAACGUCGCUCUCAUUGCAUGCUGCCUUCUCAAAAUGCGACCUGUGUUCAGCAUAUCUGGUCUGGGAAGUCUUAUGGUGUCCAUAGGCUGUCUCCUUCAGAAGGUAGGCUCCAGCGUGGGUACUCGUAAUUCCAAGAGUGCAACCAGCGGUAGUGGCAAGUUUAGUAAAAUCUCCGCGGCUACAGUUCUUACAAUUGGUAGUACGCCCCGUGUCCGGGUGGAUCAUUAUCGCUCUGCAGAAAACUACCGUACUGGAAGCGAUAUUAGUCUCGUCGAGAUGGGCAACAAAGUAGAAACAGCGGCUGUAGAGCGGCUAUAG
Molecule: messenger RNA, 1158 nt
Organism: Bipolaris oryzae ATCC 44560
Lineage: Eukaryota; Fungi; Ascomycota; Dothideomycetes; Pleosporales; Pleosporaceae
Exons: 4
Coding region: 1-1158 (385 amino acids)
Source: RefSeq, a predicted model, not a curated record